This is a messenger RNA of Belonocnema kinseyi, 2178 nucleotides long. Its product is annotated as ankyrin-1-like. The coding region runs from base 164 to 2092 and encodes 642 amino acids. Gene Ontology annotation, molecular function: protein binding. The transcript is spliced from 2 exons. The record is from RefSeq and is a predicted model, not a curated record. Lineage: Eukaryota; Metazoa; Arthropoda; Insecta; Hymenoptera; Cynipidae.
UAAUUCUCAACAUCAGCUGAAAAUAUUUCGGUUUUCGACCCUUCGGAAUUUCCAUACAUUUUGCUAGUUGGCAUCGUUUAUUAUGCAUUAUUGAACGUUUAUUGAAUUACAUUGAUGGAAACAAACAACAAAUAAAUUCCAGGAGUAUUCUACAUGCCAGAAUAUGGAGAAGAUCAGAGAUAUUCUACAUAGAUUUGAGGGGAACAAAUACAGCGAAACACCUGUGAGUCUGCUUUACCUCUUCCAGGAUGCCUUGUCGAAAAAACAAGACGAUAUUGUGAAAGCUUUGGUUUUUCCAGAUAGUCCGAUCCUUUCAGUUGUUGACUCGUAUCAAACAACCGCUCUUCAUAGCCUUUGUUGGAGCUUUCGAGAAUCCAUCAUUGAUGUGCUUCAAGCUCUAAUUGACCUUGGAAUGAAUAUCGAUGCACAAGAUAGCUUUGGUAACACUCCUUUACACAAAGCUAUGGUGUCCUGGGGACAUAAUUAUACCUCGCGGGACAAAUCUGCUGCUGUAGCGUUAUUGCUAAAAAAUGGAGCAAAGAAAAAUAUCUACAACGAGAAUGGUGUAACUCCAAUUCAAUUGGCGUUACUCUCAGGACGUGUAGAAGCAGUCGAAUUAUUCCUGACAAAAUUAGAGGAUGCCCAGGAAGUCGAUGAAGCUGAAAGAACUCAGCAUUUAAUAAAACGUCUCUUUAAGGAAAACAAUGAUUUUCAUCUAUCAAGUGAAAAUUAUUCAACACUUCUGCAUUUUCUGAUUAUUCAGAAUGACGUAGAAGCAUUCGAAUAUGUUCUACGCAAUAAUGACUUUGAUGUAAAUGCAAUCAAGUAUUACCCGGCUGGUUAUUGUUCUUUUGGACAUACGUUAUUGCAUCUUGUUGUUGAGUUAAAUACUAUGGGUUCUGCAGAUACACCACGAAUGAUUAGAGCUUUGGUCAGUAGAGGCGCUAAUUUAAAUUCCAAACCCUAUAAUAAAAAUACUCCACUCUUUUUUCCAAUUCUAAGAGGCCAAGAUGAAAUUGUUCUGUGUCUAUUAGACUGCGGAGCUUCAAUAAACGUUAAGGUAAAAUACAACUAUACAGUUUUAACACCUCUUCAUUGUGCUAUUCUUAAAGGCCAUUUGAAAAUUGUGGAAUUGCUGGUCAACAGAGGAGCUGACCUAGAGGCUAAAAAUGCAGAAGGUCAAACUGCACUAGACUACUCUUGUAAAAGUGCAAAUUUAGAUGCAGUGAAGCUGCUCUUAAGUCGUGGGGCUAAAAUUAACAAAUCAACCCUAAAUCUUGCCAUCCAAGGAGAUUGUUUUGGGCGGGACUCUUUAAAAGCUUUCCACAUUAUAGAUGUUCUGUUGGAGAAUGGUGCUGAUGUUAAUGCUGCAGAUUUAUUGACUAUGGAAACACCACUUCAUUUAGCCUGUUUAUCUAACCAUGAGGAUGAAUUAAGAUGGACGGCAUCAAGUCAAGCAACAAUUAUUACACGUUUAUUGAAAUCCAAGGCUAAUGUUAAUGCUCUAGAUAGAAAGGCAUUGACACCUCUUAAUCACGCUCUUCAGAAUCAUCAUUUAUGUAGUUGCAGGGGUAGAGGUUUGCAUGAAGAUUUUCGUAACGCUCUCAAACCCGACUUACAGAUUUUAAUUGCUUUAAUUGCGAAAAUGAUAGUAAGAAAGGAGUGGGUGUGUGAGGAGAACCUGAAAUUGUUAAACGAUAAAUUUGUUCGUACAAUUUACGAGGAAUGUGAGAAGGAAAUUACACUCAUGAAGAAGAAUAUUUAUGAAUUCUUGAAUUUUUCAUUUUUAAAUAUCUUGACUGGAGAUAUUGAUGACUUGAGUGGCGCUCUAAACAAUAAGGAUCUCGUGCAGGUUUUAGAAGUCUGUGAUUAUAAGAACAAUUUCCCAAUAUACGGGGAAGAUUUGGAAGAACGUCUUCAGGAAGCCAAAUUUAGACAACCACUCAUGGAAAUGGGAGUUUAUCUUUUUCGGAAACAUAUAAAGAAAUAUAUUUCACUCGAGGUUGUUCUAGAAAUAUUUAGAUAUCUACAUCUUAAGGAUUUAAAGAACUUUGCAGAAGCUUGCUUUGUGAAUGUUCAAGGCAGUGUAUAAAUAUCUUGAGUAGGAAGAUUAGAAUAUAAUUAUUUUAUAAUAACAUUUCAUAACAUCUUCUUCUAAUAAAAAUCUGUUUGUUAUUU